UGUCCCGUUAGAAAGAUUGUCACACAGUGCGUUUUUCGGUGGACGGUCUCCUCGGAAGAGCUGAGUGGCGGGCGAUGCAAUGUGAAUAAUCUAAAUUUCAUACGUUACUUUUCCAAGGACGAAAUGUGGGUUCUGCAGGGAAGUGACUCAACAUCAGGCAAGGUGCACUAUUUGGUGUGUGGGCAGACACUAGUGAUUGGACGACGAGAGGGCCACAUCCUGCUAACCAAUGACGUCUCUAUCAGUCGGAAGCAUGCUGCCCUCACACUCACAUUCCCGCCUGUUAACCUGAAAAUGAGGGAGCCAGCAAAGGUGGAGCUGAGUGAUUUACAGUCCAAGUAUGGCACCUUUGUCAAUGAGAACAUAGAGAAGGGUGAGCGGCUUCGCCCAGGCAGAACUCAGGUGCUACGCCAUGGGGACAGAAUCAGAUUUGGGAUAUUUGCCAACACAUGGAGGCUUGAACACCAGGAUUUGACAGUAGCCACAUCCACCUUGAAGAGUGAAGGUCGACAGCAGUUGAUCAAUGCUUUGGUUAUCUUAGGAGGUCACCUACAGAAUGACUGGUCCUCAAACUGCUGUUAUUUAGUCAUGCCAGCCAUCACACUCACUGUCAAGGUGGCAUGUGCCCUAGCAGCUGGUCGCAGCAUUGUCCUUCCUGAAUUCUUCACCAGGCUUGCUGAUGCAAUCCUUAAAAAAACACCCCAUCCCAAUCCUGCUGAGUUUCUCCCACCAGUGCAGGAAUUCCAGAUCAGCAGUGCAGGUGGAUCCUUUGCCCCUGACCAACGCCGCUCCACCAUCUUUACUGGCUUCACCUUCCUUUUCCCAACCCAAGCCCAGAUGACCAGGAUGUGCAGUCCUGUUCAGUUAGCAGGUGGAAAGGCAGAGUUGCUCACUGAAGAUAACCAUGAAAAAGUUGUGUCUGGUAAAUUCCUCUUGAUAAGUGUUUUUGUAGAGAGUCAACAGACCAAUACCCUCUACAGUAGAACUUGUGAUCUCCUGAAGAAACAUGGUCUUCGUACAGUACCAGAACCAGAAAUUGGGUUAGCUAUUCUCUUUGUAAGCACAGAGGGCCACUGCAACUCUUCCUUCAAGCCUGCUGAUAUUUUCAGAAGAUCCUCAAGCACCUCACAGUCCUCAGAAAAACCAAAAAUUUUUGCUACAGAAACCCAAGCUACAGAAUUUUCUGUUAGUCUGACAGGACCAAAAGUUGUACCUGAUAGUGGUGGGCGGCAACCAUCUACUUCUGCCCAGAAUGAAAUGGCGCCUCCCAAAGUGGCAUCCAAGAGACCGCUUGCAACUAGUGACAGUGGCGGAGGCAGUGCCAAGCGCAGCAACAAAGCAUCCUCUCCUGACCUCACACAACCUCUUUCUACACUGGAUUUGUGUGAUGAGAAUAGUGAAGAUAAUAUCAAAAUGGAGGUAACUGAGAAGACAUUCAAGCCAGAACACACCAGCACACAAAAAAAUGAUCCAGUUCCUUCCACAAGUAUAGACCAUUCUGCCACAGUUUCCUUUGCACCUUAUACACUUCCAAGCUUGAAAACAUUAGAAAAUGAAGAAGAGGAAGAGACUGAGCCUUUCCAAGCUGACAGACCUCAGGAAGAUCUGCUACGUGUGGAGGAAAGAGCUGCAGCAGUGAAAAAGGAGGAACCAAAAGUGAAGCCUAAUUGCAGAAACGAUUUAAAGUUUGAUGAGUGGUGGAAGGGGGAUAAAGAGGAGGAGGAUGCAGGGAGAAAGAGAACAAGGUGUGAAGAAACAUCACCUCAGGAUCAGGAGAACAAGAAAAGUAAGACUGAUGAUUCCAGUAAUAGAAACAGUCCUAGUAGUGGUUGUGUUGACAAUAAUGGGGGCAACAGCAGCAACAAGAGAAAGGCAACAGAUAAUGAUGGGGACAUCUUUGCACUACCACAGCGGGCACGACAGAGAGAGAGAACAGUGGAAAAUUUAACAACCAAAGAGACUGCUGACUCAGACCUGUUCGCUCUUCCUGCUCGAACUCAACGUGCUAGGAGACUCCCGUCCCACCAAGACGAGUCCUUGAUUCCCCCCACACUCCCCAGCCCAAUCCAGGACACUCCAGACAUCGCUCCCACUCCCGAGUCUAAGCCAAAUGGGACUGCAAUGAAGGAAGAACCCACAUCCAGCAAAUUUAUUGACAGGGAAGAAACAACUACUGUCAAGGACACAGACAACACAGGAGAGCUGACUGUGUCCCGCAUGGUGGUAUUGGUGGAGCCCAUGGUGAAGUUUCAACCAACCCCAUUACAGCCUCCAUCUGUUAAAUCAGAUAAUUCCAGCAGACUACCAAACUUCAAAAUAUUUAAGAAGGUAACAUCAACCUGCAUACUGAAGGUGAUUGGAGGGUCUGACUUUGUGGAGAGUGACCAGACAGCAGCAUCACAAGAAUUCAAAAUAGAUGUGCAAGACAGCAAGAAUAAUGAAGUCCUUAUAGAUAAAGUGCCUUCAUUUGAUGAGGACCUGUUUAAUCUGGGUGGCCUCAAGAGGAAAAGGAGAUAAAAGGUAUUAAGUCUGCACAUUGGCAGGGAUCUUGUGAUAAUCAUUUAGUAUAGAUUUCUAUUUGUUUUUUUUCUAUAAGCAUUUGAAGCAAGGAAAACAACAAGGAACAAAAACCAUAGCAGCUGCAAGUAUCAUAUGAUCUAUUUGGACUAAGAGAAAAAAAAAAUUCAUUCUCAUUAUGUUUCACAGCACAAACUAUGUCUGGCAGCUGAAUAAGUAAGUUUUAUGCACUUGAUCAUCUAGUGAAUGAGCCAAGGGAACAUGAAAUUUAUUCACUUGACAUUGUACAAGUUAAAGGAUAAUUGAUUUAUUUACACAUUAAAGUAAUUGUUAAUAUCUUCUGAACUUCAGACAAUUUUCAUAAUUUUUCAUCAUAUCAGCAUAUUAAACUGUUAAUAUCCCUCACAUCUAGACACCUUGGCAUUCCUUACACCAUUUUCAUUUUCUAGUGUAAUGCCCUUUCUGUCCUAGCAUAGAUAUUAUAUACAUAACAGUAUUACUGUCACAUAGUCUGUUGUUGUCUUGAUAUUCAAAACCUAUACAUAUUAGUUCAAUAUUUUACAAUGAAAAUAAGCAGUAUGAGAAUUAUAUUUCCUAAUUAACCUAAUUUGUUCUGGUCCUCCCCCAUAUUGAACCCUCCAUGUUACACAUCACACAAACUUUUUGUUGGCAGCUUGCUGAAGAAGGCUGGUGUUUGGUAUGUGAGGCUAAGAAAGAGUUGCUUUUUUCUCUUUUAGUUCUGCCUUUCACCAUUGCUGCAACUUCAUCACAAUUACAUCACCACCAGUCAUAAUUUUUUAUCUACAAUUCUGUCAUCUUUCCUUAUAACAAUUACUGAGGAGUGUCAUUGUUGUAAGCAAAGAUGUCUUAUCUCGUGCUCAUCUUGGUGUUACGCUUGGUGAAGAUUGUUAAGUGUUGUGUUAAAGUUCAAGUACACAAAAGCAUGCUGUGAAUUAAUAAAUUAAGAUGGUUGCAAAUGCCAUCUUUGUUACCAAUUAGCAGACAACUUUUGUGUUGAUAACUAUUACCUUAUCAUCCUUCUAGUGGCAACAGAUGCUUUCUCUUUUUACUUUAAAAAUGCUAAUUGUGCUUUUCUGAAAGUCAUCCACUGAUCCUUAUCAAAAGUAACACUAUUACAAGUAGAAGAAAAUUAUUUCUACCUAUCAGCAGUGAUGGCAAGUUACAUUAGAAAGCAUAAUUCAUAAAGAGAUUGUGGUGUAUUACAAUCAAAGAUAUGCAGCUGCAGCAUCAGAGACAGCUAGGAGGUGCCUAGAUCCCUCAACAUCUUGAAUACCAAUGCAGGUAAGUAAAAGUUACAGGCUAAUGAAGCUCAAGCAUGAAUGAAAUUGUUUAAGAUGCAUUAUACACUUGCUGAGAAUUGUUAUGCAUUGUUUAAAUUACCAUGCAACUGAUCAUGAAAAUGUUGCCUAUUGAUGUAAACUAGAUCCUUGAGAGAAAUCUUCAACCAAGAAGGUGAAGUGAAAAUAAAGUGAUGAUUAUACUGUAUGUGAAAAGAAUUUACUUGUGUAGUGUUGUGGAAAUCAGUGUUUUCUCUUAGAGUAUACACAACUGUGUACCUGUCUGUGUGCAGGUGUUUAUAAUUUGGAUUAUCAUGUAUUUGUCCUUUUUUUUAUGUUCUGUUUCAUCAAAAAAUCUUAUUUAAAUUUAAUUGAAUACUUGCAUGUUUUUUGUUGAAAAUUAUUUUAUGUAAUUUAAAGAAAAUAUAUUAAAUGUAUAAAAUUUUCAGUGCUGAUAAGUAUUAACUGUUUAGGAUUUUGGCUGUAGCAGAAUGGUAUUGUAACAGUAGCUUCAUUCAAAGAUCUUGUCCAUUCUUUUAUGGAGUAUGGCUUCCAUUUAUGAGGAUGACUCCUACUCAUGCAGGAUUCUGAAACAGAAUUAAAUAAAAAUCCAUUUGUUGCUAUUUCAGUAAAUUAAACUGACCUUGGCCAGAAAGUCCAAGUCUAAAGGAAGUGCCACCUAAUGCAGUGCUAGGAAAUAUCUAGGCGGUCUAAUAGGAAAUAGUACAAAAAGAAAAAAAUAUAUACAUUCACAAAUACAGUACAAACUCAUUUGAUCAAAAAAAUAAUAAUGGACCAAUAGAUAUUAAUAUGUUUAGAUCAGCAACAGCAAAGGUCUCUGAUUAUUUAUUACUUUAGAAAAUAAAAGUAGGAUAAUAAUUUAUGAAAAGAAAAAAAAAUAAAGUGGAUAAGAAAUAGUGAAUUAAGUUACUGAAGACAAUAAAUGGUGAAUUUUGGAGGGAAAAUUGAGUGGUACUAAAGAUGAGAACAGACUGUAUUGGAGAUACUUAGGUAAAGAAAAUAAUGGAAAAUCAAUAGAGAUGAAAAUAGAACUGUUUUCAGAGAGAAACCAUAAAAAGAUGAACUUAAUAAUUAGUCUUAAGGGCAUUCAUAUAUGUGGAAUAUCAUAAGUAAUGAUGAUGUGCACUGUUACUAGAGAGGAUAUUAAAAUCAUAUAAGUAGGGUGAUAUGAAAAGAAGGGAACUGCUAGGAACUAAAAACCUGAAGCAUCAAAUAUAAAUAUCAGAGCUGAAAUGUGGAAGGGACUAGUUGACUGGAUUCAUUUCAUAAGUAGGCUGCUUGGAGGAAUGUGGUGGUCCUGAAAAUUAGAAGGUUGUUAUAGUUCAGUUGCACAAUGGAAAAGGCAUCACAAGUGAAUGUGAGAACAAUAUAGGAAUGAGUUUAUUAAGUUUACUAGUAAUGCCAUAAAACAGAAUCAUAAAUGAAGCUGCAUAUUAAAUUAGUGAAAACCAAGAUCACUUUAGAGAUCAAUUUUUCAUUUGGGAAUUAAUCUAGUUGAAAAGAAGGAAAAAAAAAGGGAAAGGAAAGGCAGACAAAAAAGGAAGCCUUUGACAGAAUUAAUCAAGAAUUGGUGAGGAAUAUGUUUAAGGUGUAUGGAAUGGGAAGAAGUUUACUGAGUACAGCAAGAGAUACAAAGGGAUUGUAUUAAUAGGAAGUGAGUGAAAAUGUCAAAAUAUACGUAGAGGGUGUUCGAGUUAUGAGAGAGAUAUGUUCCAUAAGGUUACUUGCAAGUCGCUUUGCUUGUAACUCGUCAUCUUAAUUUUUUGGUACAAAAAAAAUUUUCAUACAUUCUGCAAUGUAAUGGUUACUUGAUACCAUGAGAGAGAGAGAGAGAGAGAGAGAGAGAGAGAGAGAGAGAGAGAGAGAGAACCUUGCCUUGUAGGUGAUAUGAUACUGCUGAGUAGUAACAGGCUUGAGGUUUCUGCCAAAUGCAAGACUCAAAUAUGUCAGGCAUACAACCCAGGUUAAAAUGAAAUCCCCUCUCUCUCUCUCUCUCUCUCUCUCUCACAUGCACAUUUUUUUCCUUUCUGCCUCUCUUCUCCUCAGGUUAUACAUGCCUUUAUUCAUAAUUUAUUAAUAUGGCUGGCUAAAAGCAUAAGAUAGGUAUGUUUACUUAUUUGUGGACUUGAUGUAAUGGUGCAGACUUUCUACACCAUGCAGCACAACCUUCCCAUCUCUAUGCCUCUUAGAGGCCAACUGGUGUAGGUCUUUAUGCCACACUGUGGUGCAGUACGAUAAGUUUUUAAAUUAAAUUUAAAUUUUAAACUAGCACCUCAAAAUAAACUGCUACAGGGCUUGUGUCCUGUGACUGUGGGUGGUCCUUCGCUAUGCUGCUGCACUGCGUGGGUAGUGGUGAAGUAGUGUACUAGGUAAAUAUGGUUAGCAAAGAGAACAAUAUCGAGAGCACAAUUUCAUUUUGCAAGUAGACUGCUCGUAUCUCUGUACAUUCAUAACUUGUUACCUUGUAAUUCAGACACCUUCUGUAUAUGAUUUAUUUUUCUGUUACAGAUGAUUUACUUGGCCUUCCUGUCUUUUUUCCUGGUUUUCUAGUUACCAUGCAUGUCAUAUCUUGAUCAAGAUGAAAAAUAGUGUAUGUGCAUUGGUUGCAAUGUAAAUAUAUUGUAAUAUUAGAGAA
Scylla paramamosain (green mud crab) is the source of this 6471-nucleotide messenger RNA. Its product is annotated as nibrin-like. Gene Ontology annotation, molecular function: damaged DNA binding; protein binding. The transcript is spliced from 14 exons. The record is from RefSeq and is a predicted model, not a curated record. The coding region runs from base 124 to 2517 and encodes 797 amino acids. Lineage: Eukaryota; Metazoa; Arthropoda; Malacostraca; Decapoda; Portunidae. Gene Ontology annotation, cellular component: Mre11 complex. Gene Ontology annotation, biological process: mitotic G2 DNA damage checkpoint signaling; double-strand break repair via homologous recombination.